Messenger RNA from Effrenium voratum, 351 nucleotides. The record is from the annotation of a GenBank genome assembly. NCBI's taxonomy places the organism in Eukaryota, Dinophyceae, Suessiales, Symbiodiniaceae.
AUGGGAAUGCGCUCGGCGUAUUUCAACUCUAUAGAUUCAGGAUCGGAGAAGCUUGUCCGACAAGUGGCUUGGUUCCAGUGGGCUGGAAAAACUCCGGAGCCCAAGCCUGAGGAUGGCAGGCCAAACUUCCCAUGUGACUAUUCGGCCCCAGCUAGAUCUGGACCAUCCCUUCCAGCGCACAUUGUGCGCUGCUUGCAAAGCUUGCUGCUGCCAGUUGAUGCCACCAUGGCCGAUAUCAAGAAGUCCUACAGACAGUUGGCGUUGAAGUACCACCCAGACAAGAGCGGCAAAGUUUCGCAGUUCAUGGAAAUUCGCGCGGCGUAUGACGAGCUCAUGUGCUUCUUCGGCUGA